This is a messenger RNA of Mucor velutinosus, 507 nucleotides long. RefSeq lists its product as uncharacterized. The record is from RefSeq and is a predicted model, not a curated record. The transcript has 2 exons. NCBI's taxonomy places the organism in Eukaryota, Fungi, Mucoromycota, Mucoromycetes, Mucorales, Mucoraceae. The coding region runs from base 1 to 507 and encodes 168 amino acids.
AUGGAUUCUGGAGGAGGUUUUCUAGAUGAAUCAGCAACACAUACUGACACCAACACAGCACUAUCAGCGCACCAAGAGCACAUUGAGCAGAGACACAUUGACAAGAUAGACGAGGCCUAUGUCAACAUUACAAGAAAAUAUCGAAAAAGAGCUGAAAAAGUAGGAGGCUACGAGAGUUUGCCAGAACUGUGGCAAGAUUUCGCCCCUGUCAUCCUGGCCACCAUCCACUUGAAGGCACCCAUCCAACGCCUACUGAAUUACACGGGCGACUUUCAUGAAUUUUGUGAUGCGUUCAAAGAGGACACAGAUCUUCAUGAAUACAAGGAAUAUUUUGAUGCCAUGGAUUUCGCUUGGACUCGUGUGCUAAAAGACAAGGAUCCAACCAAAACGGACCUUGUCCGUAUCGUCAAUGUACUGAGAGAUGGACAAGACACAGCAUCGCAACUGGGAUUGCAGGAAGUGUAUCCUAAUGCAACGGAUAUCGCGGAUGAUGAUUUUAAUGAAUAA